Messenger RNA from Talaromyces marneffei, 2346 nucleotides. RefSeq lists its product as uncharacterized. Gene Ontology annotation, biological process: DNA-templated transcription; regulation of DNA-templated transcription. Bases 1 to 2346 code for a protein of 781 amino acids. The transcript has 4 exons. Gene Ontology annotation, molecular function: DNA-binding transcription factor activity, RNA polymerase II-specific; zinc ion binding; DNA binding. The record is from RefSeq and is a predicted model, not a curated record. NCBI's taxonomy places the organism in Eukaryota, Fungi, Ascomycota, Eurotiomycetes, Eurotiales, Trichocomaceae.
AUGAAGCGGAGUCGCAUCCAGUUUGAAACCAAUGGCGAGUACUCUUCCUCCUCUCCGGCGGCCACUGUCUCCGGGGGAGGUGGAGGAGGAAAUAUGUCCCAGAUCGCAGAUGAUGAAUCACGAAAAAAUUCUCGACAUAUACCCAAAAUCUCACGCAAGAUUCGGGCCUGUACCGAAUGUAAGCGACAUAAGGUGCGCUGUGAUAUGAAGGUCGGAGACCAAAUUUGCCAGAGGUGCCAGCGGAUGGGUUUACAAUGUGUGGUGAACAAGAGUCUUCAGACAUUACUAGAUGAUGAAGCAGAAUGGAAGACAAUGAUCGAAUUAGCCAUGUCCGAUUUAUUGAGAAAGGCCCAGCUACCAGAACUAUCAUACUAUCAAGCAGGUGGUCCCUCACCGCCACAGACUCGAUUUAAUGAGCGCGGCCGUAAAUUAUCAACUGCAUCGAUCGAAGCCACGCCUCGCACGGAAGAGCAUACAGCUCCAUCACAGAGCAAUGGAAUAAAUCAUUCACGUCGCCCAAGUUCCGGAUACCGCACACAUAGAGAACAGUCGCAUUAUUCCCCUGAAAGAGAGGACCCGGGGCAAGCAUCCCUAGUCACAGCUCCAAUGGGCAGUCUUUUCGAAGUCACACAACUUAGCCACUCCCGAGGAAAUUCGCCUACGCGCCAGUAUGCACCGGACCGCAUGGUGGCUGCCGACUUCAUAUCGCGAGGAGUCGUGGAUCUUGCCGAGGCCGAGGAACUCUUUGCCUACUUUGAUGGACGCCUCAAUCAUUACUUGUGGGAUGGCAUGGUAAUGCAUCAUGCAAAUUUGCUGUCUGUUCGACAGUCCUCUACAUUACUUACUUCAGCCGUCUUGGCGGUGACUGCUCUGCAUAUACCUAAAAAGGAGCGAGUCUUCGAUACUUGCUAUGCAGAAUUUGCAAGACUGGCCUCGGAUUCAAUGCUGAACCGGCACCAUAGCCUUGACGACUUGCGGGCUCUAUGUAUAGGUGCCUUCUGGCUAUCCGAUGUCAGCUGGAAACUCUCCGGGUAUGCGGUUCGCAUUGCUACUGAACGGAAUCUUCAUCAGUGUUACAGGAAAGCUAUACAAGGCUCACCAGAACAUCGUGAGCAGACUCAGCUGUGGUAUAUUCUUUACAUCCUGGAACACCACUUCUCUAUUGCGUACGGCAGACCGCCUAUUAUUCACGAAGAUACUUGCAUUACCAACCACGAAGUUUUUAUGAACCAUCCAUCGAUCAGUCAGCGUGAUAUUCGCGUUCAUAGCCAGGUUGCCUUGUUCAUCAUCCUGACUCGCAUCUACCAUGCAUUCGGGCCCGAUGUUGAUGUUGAAGUCUUGGAGCAUGAACUUCCGCGAAUUGAGGAAUUUGAUAAAGAUCUUGAGAAUUGGAGAAGACUCUGGAGACCACGAAUAACUGGAAAUCCUUACGUUGGAGACUAUCCUUGGAAAGCCGUGAAUCUCAACUACAACUUCUCUCGUCUUACCCUGAACUCUACAGCUCUGAGAACCUAUCAUUGCGGGACUUCAACUCGACCGCUUUCGGCAGCCCGUAAGAAACAUGCUGAGGUUGCCAUUAGAUCAGCCAUCGCAACUCUCACUGUCGUCUUGGAUGUCCCUGAAGUCCAAGAAAGUCUAGUGGGAACUCAGUUGUUCUUACACAGCAUGAUUACUUUUGCGGCAGUAUUCUUACUCAAGAUCGUUGUCAAAGUGCAUCCUAAUUGUGUCAUCGGUCCAGGCAGUCAGCGUAAUUCUCUUGCAGCUGCCGGUCUUGAUAUCGACAUCCCCUAUGUUCUCGAAGUUAUUGAGAAGAUUGCCAAAAUUAUGCUAUCCGCAAGUGAGAAGGCGGGUGAACGCCAUGUAAGCCAUCACAUUGCUCGAGGUCUCGGAAAAAUGCUGGAAGGAUUCCGAGAAUGGGAACAGAGAAAUGCGCAACAGAACAGACAACCAAUACGACCACAACAGCCGAGCUGGCUCCACGACACACCAUCGCUUUUCAGCACAGUAUCCCUCACAAACCCACAAACCCUCGGUGGACGCGCAACAAUCCUCAAUCGUCCUCCUGCCAUGCUCGGUGUUGCGCCGUUGUCAUCUGAGCGUGGUAGCAAUAACACCAACACUUCCAACAACAACAUUCAUAACGAUGCCAACCACAAUAACCACAACAACCACAACCACAAUAACAAUACCUUCCCACCUUCAAGUACAGCAGAUCUCUCCGCAAAAUCACAAGUUGGUCUAUCCGAGGGAUCACUCGAUCCCAUGAUGACGGACAUGUGGGGAUUUGAAGAGGAGUACUUUCCUAUGGGAGUGUUUGAUUUCUUGCAAUCACAAAUGCCGGCUUGA